AUGCCUUCUUGCCGAGUGACGAACUUGACGACACAUAAACUCAACAUCUGUCUCAAACAAGUCACCGCUCUUCAUUUCGAGAAUGGGGUGGAACCGGGUCAGACUGUCAAGUUCAAACCAGGGAAAGUGUGGUUUACUUUUGAAGCUUUGGUCGACGAUGGCGAGAAAAAAACUCGAUAUUCAAUCUUGAAAUCAGCAGCUACCAUCGCUCUUCUCUCAGUAGCAGUAGGUGCGGCUGUAGCUACGGCAGGAGUUGCUUUAUUACCAGAAGCCGCUGCUCUGGAGGCGGCUGCGGCAGCAUCGAUAGCUGGGGGUUUUAUAGCAAAGGGGAUGAUCAUCACCAAAGGUGCUCUGAUAGCACAUUCAGGAUCCAUCGCUAAGCUGUCUUCCAUAGCUUUACCCAGAACUAUCGACCGUCUUUCUGCAGAAUUGGGAGGUUUGACGGCGUUGCAACGAGAAGUCCUGAGCAUCAUAGCCUCUCCCACACUCUCUUCCGAUGUCAGAACCAAAGCUCUCAGUCUUCUCAGUCAACUACACACUGCAUACACAGCCGACAAAGCUCAAUCGACUCAACGACAAAUCCAGAAUGUACCUACUAUCGAUCCUCCCGCCUCUUCAACAAUAUCGAAAGAUACAAGUUUUUGGAAAACAUCACUCAUUGACCCAACACGAAAAUCAGAUAAACCACUCCCAAUUCCUCCUUCCGAUGAUAGAGUAGAAGGUCGAGCGAUCCGUACAGGAGAGAUAUUACGUAUUCAUGGGAUAUAUAUGAAUAAAAGAAGAGAGUUCGAAGUUCGAUCAGGAGAAAAAGGUAGGUUAGAAUUAUGGGAUAAGUCAGAAGGGAAGAUGGUGGGUUAA
Tremella mesenterica DSM 1558 is the source of this 858-nucleotide messenger RNA. RefSeq lists its product as uncharacterized. NCBI's taxonomy places the organism in Eukaryota, Fungi, Basidiomycota, Tremellomycetes, Tremellales, Tremellaceae. The record is from RefSeq and is a predicted model, not a curated record. The transcript is spliced from 8 exons. The coding region runs from base 1 to 858 and encodes 285 amino acids.